AUGGUUGAGCGUCUCCACCCGGCCAUCCGACCAGCGGGUAUCUCCGUUGAAAGUGCGAAAUCGAAAGAGUUCCUUCGAUUGAAUGUUGGUGGCCAUCGAUUUAUGCUCAAGAAAGAAACGAUACUCGCCCGAAAAGUUGGCCAAAUACAUCAGCCUUCACAUUUAUGCCCAAUUGAUAUACUGGAUGAAUUGGAUUAUUGGGGUAUCGUGCCUGACAACUACCUCGCUCCCUGUUGCUGUGCAGAAGAUAAGAACGAUCUGGAUUCAAUUUCAUCAUUUUCCUCUGAAGAGUCGCCAAAUCAAUUCAAACACCUGCGAUUCGGCGAGUUACGAAGGAAAGUUUGGAACGUGAUCGAGGAGCCCACUAGUUCCGGCUACGCCCAAGUGUUCGCCACGUUUUCUGUGUUAUUCGUGUUGAUAUCCAUCUCUGGACUCGUCCUAGGCUCACUUCCCGAGCUCCAGGUCUCCGUACAAAAGAAUACCACUCAAGGUACGAUCUUGUAUAUCCACUAG
This is a messenger RNA of Cooperia oncophora, 513 nucleotides long. The record is from the annotation of a GenBank genome assembly. Lineage: Eukaryota; Metazoa; Nematoda; Chromadorea; Rhabditida; Trichostrongylidae.